AUGGAGUCGGAGGUUGUCAUGAGGCUUAAGCACAUAAGUGCUGCCUUGAUGGGUUUACUACACGCCAUGUUUACUUCCUAUUACACGGAUCUGUUUGUGAGGCAGUACAUAUUAGUCACAGAAUCUCGGGAUUCCCUUUCUGAUGGUGAAAACAAUAAUAAUAAUAAUAAUAACUACUACAGUAAGGGAAUAUUAUUGUACUUUCUCAUUAGUCAAAUAUUAUAUGCUUUGUGGAAUAUUACAAAAGUUUUUGUAUUUACAUCUACUACCAGAAAAUUAUGUGCUUCGUUCAUCUCACGCGUUCAACUUUGGCGUUUAUCGCGUUGUGGUCCUAUUUGGACAAUAGUUUUUGCGCUCUUGUGGUUUCCCAUAAAUGUACAAUCAUCAUUAUUAUUUUUCUUUCUAAACCCUGCUAUUCAAUACACGUUAAUGAUUGCAAUUUAUGAUAUUCUUUUUUCUUAUUGUAAAACGGCAUUACUUACACCAUUUCUGCGAGAAUCAGAGACUUAUUAUUCAGAUAUGAGGGCUUAUGAUAUCUUGGGUGGUGUGGGAGUCUCUAUUGCCUGUUAUUUACGUGAGAUGGAGGGUGGAGAAUUGUAUGCAUUUCGUUGGUUCACAACCAUUUCCGCCGUUAUUGCUGGGCUUAGUUUGUAUAUUUGCGGGUUGAAAGAACACAACCAACAGAAAUGUUUAGAACGAACAGAAGGAAUGACAGAUAAUUCAAAUGAACUUCUACGAUUUACACAACAAACGAUGAAUCGUCCGAGUAUGAAAGCUGCCUUCUUAUUAUGGGGUGUUCAAGGAUAUAUGGAUACCUUUACAAUGUGUUUUUUCUGUCUUUUCUUAGACAUGUGCCGUGGGAGUGUUUCCCUUCCGGUUCGAUCUCUUUUGUUAUUUCUUGUCUUUGUGGCUCCAUAUACGGUUUUUGUGGCCACCGCCCCCUUCUACAGUACAGUAGGGAAGAAACGUAUUGUCAGUGUAUGCUUGAUAGUGCGAGUCCUGCUGGGCGCUCUGUUGCUUGCAUUGGCCCUGCAUGGGCUCGCAUUCUUUCCCAGUAUGAAUAGCAAAUCCUCCACGACACUGUUUGUGAUAUUUCUGUUUUCUAAUCGUACACUGACAGGGGCGGUGCGAUAUAUUCAGAAUUUGAUUUUUAGAGAUCUUGUAGAUGAGGAUAUUGUGAUAUUUGCACGGCCAUACCAGACGACAAGUGCCACACAUCAAGUACUAGAAAUAGCUUCAAAACCAUCUCGAUCCUUAGCCAUCUUGCUAACGUCUCUUUUUAUUCGAUAUAUACAUAGCCAUGAGAACACGAGUGUUCUUGAUUAUAUUGCAGGUUUUGCUGCAGUGACAACGCUUGUUACGUCGUUGUUAGCACUUUGGGUUUGGCAGCGGUAUUACAGUAUUGACGGUUCUCAUUUGCAGUUUAUACGUAUGGGAGUACGUAAGCGGGGAGAUGAGGAUGUGUGA
Messenger RNA from Trypanosoma theileri, 1467 nucleotides. RefSeq names its product transmembrane protein 180. The record is from RefSeq and is a predicted model, not a curated record. Bases 1 to 1467 code for a protein of 488 amino acids. NCBI's taxonomy places the organism in Eukaryota, Euglenozoa, Kinetoplastea, Trypanosomatida, Trypanosomatidae. The transcript has a single exon.